Messenger RNA from Xylaria bambusicola, 1411 nucleotides. Its product is annotated as Ctr copper transporter. Gene Ontology annotation, molecular function: copper ion transmembrane transporter activity. The transcript has 4 exons. NCBI's taxonomy places the organism in Eukaryota, Fungi, Ascomycota, Sordariomycetes, Xylariales, Xylariaceae. Gene Ontology annotation, biological process: copper ion transmembrane transport; intracellular copper ion homeostasis. Gene Ontology annotation, cellular component: plasma membrane. The coding region runs from base 197 to 769 and encodes 190 amino acids. The record is from RefSeq and is a predicted model, not a curated record.
CAGUGUAUCGCGAGGUCCACAUAAAGCAAUCUCCCCCCCCCCCCCCCCAAGUCCCGACACCAUCCGUGAAACAAUUCUGAUAAGGCACAACGCAAUCUCAAUUGUGUCCGUUUCGUACCGGACAAGCUAAAGCAUCGAGUCUGGCACUCGUUCCUUACUCCUACAACCUUGAAAAGACAAGUCACAACCAGACAAAAUGGCACACUCACACGGCGACGACAUGGACAUGGGGUCGUCCUCGUCCUCGCAUAGCUCUGGUGGACACAUGUCCGUUUUCAACAAUAAUCUGAUGACGGCUCUCUACUCCGAUGAAUGGACGCCCUCGACGCCUGGCGCCUACGCCGGCACCAUCAUAUUCCUCAUCUUCCUCGCCGUCGUGUUCAGAUUCUUGCUGGCAGGCAAGGCGGUCGCCGAGGCCCGGUGGCUAGACGCCGAGAUGAAGCGUCGCUACGUUGUGGUGCAAGGCAAGCUACCCGUGUCGGAGCAGAUCUCGCGCGACGAUCUCUCCAAGCGAGUGACGCUCACUGAAAACGGCGUCGAGGAGAACGUCUUUGUCGUUCAGCGCAGAGAGCAAAUCCACCGCCCUUUUAGGCUCUCUGUCGAUCCUUUGCGUGCCGCCUUUGACACUGUGAUUACAGGUGUUGGGUAUCUACUCAUGUUGGGCGUCAUGACAAUGAACGUGGGCUAUUUCCUGGCCGUGUUGGGUGGCACAUUCCUCGGCAGUCUGCUUGUUGGCAGGAUUUACGCCACCGCAGGUGGCGAGCAUUAAGUACGACGAUGCGAUCACACAUGAUAUAAUACGACACGGCCCGUGAUACACAGCCCCUUCAAUAAGUGGCAUCAGAGAGAUGAUGGUGCCAAUAACCAUUGUGCAACACACUCUCGCUAGGGCAGCGACUACAGACCCAGACACUCGACCAACGAAACUGGGUUCAGGUAUGCCGAGGAAUAUAUUGAGGGCCAUAACACGGACUAGAUCACGACGGGACCAUGCUAUACUGCUGGCAGCGCCAGCAAUUCUAAUGGGCGAUAAUGAAUUGGGAUAUACACGGCGUUAUGGGAGAGCGGGAAUAACACAGCGAGCGUAAGGCACGAGCAUCAUGUUAGGUUUUGGCAUGAAAAUCUCGUCGCAAAGCUUUUGUGUCCUGUCCCUCGAAUGGAAAUCUUACGACCUUGCUCCAAGUCACCAGCCAGCAAGCAUCUAGAUUUCCACGAGGGUGUCGAAGAUGUUAGUUGGGGUUGUUCCUGUAUGGUGACAUGUACCGGUACUUAGCUGUGCCUGGGGGCUCGCUAGUGUGCAUAAACCUUCUCAAACCCGCUCACCUGGUGGGGCAGCGGACUACACUACCCCGCGUUAUUCAUCAUCAUCUCAGUUAACUCACUCACAUCACAUCAUCACCACAUAUCUUAU